This is a messenger RNA of Sardina pilchardus (European sardine), 3497 nucleotides long. It is a transcript of the gene paqr7a, whose product is annotated as progestin and adipoQ receptor family member VII, a. The coding region runs from base 380 to 1468 and encodes 362 amino acids. Gene Ontology annotation, cellular component: plasma membrane. The record is from RefSeq and is a predicted model, not a curated record. Gene Ontology annotation, molecular function: steroid binding; nuclear steroid receptor activity. Gene Ontology annotation, biological process: response to steroid hormone. The transcript is spliced from 2 exons. NCBI's taxonomy places the organism in Eukaryota, Metazoa, Chordata, Actinopteri, Clupeiformes, Clupeidae.
UACAGCCCUCCCAUUUUUCACCGUCUGUUCCAGAUUUGGAAAAAACUGUUGCCAAUUCGACAUGUUCAACUGAGUGUAUCUAACUAACGUAUAAUUUGCAUCGCAUAUGAACCUGUGCCACUAAUCAGAAAGUCACGGAUUACCUAAUUUCAGAUCGAAUCAUUGUGGCUGCUAAAAAAAACAAAACUGUCGUCAGCCAGCGAAAAGGCGUGACCAAGUUGGUCAAUGAGGAUAGAUAACGAGAUAUUAAUGCAAUCUCGCAGAUAACCGCAAGGAAAGCAGGAACUGUCGAAUGAGGCCAGUAGACCAAGACGGACUGGGCUCUCAGCUACCUCAGAACGUGAGUGAGUGAGAGAGAGACAGGUCCCCAGAGGCGAGCAUGGCAACCAUCGUCAUGGAGAGGAUUGGUCGGCUGUUCAUCAACCUGCAACAGCUUCGGCAGGUUCCUCAGAUGCUGACGGAAGCCGCGCCAUCCAUGCCGGGCACGAUGCGGGACACGGAGGUGCCCCCCUUCUUCCGCGAGCGCCACAUCCACGGAGGCUACCGCCCUCUCCACCAGGGCUGGCGCUACUACUUCCUGUCUCUGUUCCAGCGCCACAACGAGACCAUCAACGUGUGGACGCACCUGCUCGGGGCGCUGCUGGUGCUCAUGAAGGUGGCCCAGUUCUCGGAGACGGUGGAGUUUGUGGGGGACAGUCACUCCUGGCCCCUUCUGAUCCUGCUGGCGUCGUCUUUGUGCUACAUGCUGUGUAGUGCCAUCGCCCACCUCCUGGCGGGCAAGUCGGAGCUGUGCCACUUCUCGUUCUUCUUCCUGGACUACGUUGGCGUGGCCCAGUACCAGUAUGGCAGCGCGGUGGUGCACUUUUACUAUGCGGUGGAGGAAGACUGGCACAGGCGCGUGCGUGGUAUUUUCAUGCCCGCCGCGGUCCUCCUCUGCUGCCUCUCCUGCUUGGGCUGCUGCUUCGGAAAGUACCAGAACCAUAGUUUUCCCCCCUGGGUGCGCAAGGUUGGGCAGGUGGUGCCAUCGGCGAUCGCGUACAGCUGGGACACAAGCCCAGUGUUUCACAGAAUGUUCCACUGGCUGUUCCCUCAUGGAGAUGCAAAUGCAAGUGCGAGCGAUGACCUUGCGUUGAUCUUUCACUGUGGCCAAGUGGCCUUCUUCAUCUCGAGUGCCUUCUUCUUUACGCACCCGUUGCCUGAGCGACUGUUUCCAGGACGCUGCGACUUCCUGGUACAGGGCCAUCAGGUUUUCCAUGUGUUCCUGGUGUUCUGCACCCUGAGUCAGAUCCAGGCCUCUUAUCUGGACUACCAGGGCCGCCGGAACCUCUACACCCGUCUCCAUGGAGACGGUGACGCAGCGUUUUUCGUUGGGCUCUAUGUGCUGACGCUGGUUGCAUGUGCUUGGAUAGCCGUCUUCAUGAUUGGGAAAGUGAGACGUCUACUCAACAGCCGAGACAAAUCCAAAUGAUAGAUAAAACAUUUCAUACUGUAGAGUACUGUAGUGCCUCUCAAAAGUGCCGGGUCAACGCAACCCUUUUAUUUAGCCUACAGUUCUCAACUAACCAUUCUGGAAACCAGCCUGUAACCUGGAAUAGUGUAAUAGCGCCCUUAGUACUUUGUGCCCUUUUUAUCAAUGCAUUAUCUACCAAUAGUUGGUAAUAGCCUACUGUAAAGCAUAAUUGUAUUUGAGAGCUGUAUUUUUGGUACUGAGACGAGAGACGAUCAGACACUUUAUUCUUAUACAGAUACACAUAUUAAUUAUCUCACGUCUUAAGUGUUGACCUAGUAGUUUUCGUUGUUAUUCUCUAUUUUUUUAUAUAAAGAUUGUUGAUAUGGCCUACUUGGACUACUCAGCUAAUUCAUUAAGAUGCCUUAUAUAAUAGAUUCUAUCGUUAUAGGAAGUUGACAAAGAUAAUGGUCCCUAAUUUGAAUGAUGGGGCUAAGUCCUAAGUCCAUCAUGUCAAACACAUGGCCCAAACAUUACCAGCCCUGGGCAAAUGUUGAAAUUUAAGAAAUGAAUAUAUUUAUAUACGUAUAAGUGUGUGACACAUCAAGACUUGAGACUUUCCCCAUCAUUUCAAUCAGGGGUUAGGGAUAGCCAAUAUAGACUUGGAACGAUAUUUCAUGGUAUUCUGGCGAUAACAGUAUACAUGACAAUAUUAAAGUAGUACUAUUCACGUCUGUUUUCUCAGCCACAAGACUUGUCUUGAGGGCUGUGCAAAUGCAAAAAAGUCCAACUUGAUGCUGACCAUCAUCAGCACUGAAGUCUUCUUCCUUGUCUACAGUUUGAUCUCUACAUUUAGGCUACUUGUGCUCGUUCUCACUGUACAUGUGAGCUGUUCACUUUACUGCGCAUAAUCAAUCAUAUCAUAACGAUACAAUAUGGCCCAUCCCUAAUCAGGGCCCUAAAUCUUUUUUUUUAUAUAUUUAUUUUUAUAGACUGCCUUAUGCCUUAGAACAAAUCUGAGUAAAUAUCACUAUCACUGUCAAGUCUUACUGAAUGUCAUUGAUUGUGAUUUGUUGCAUAGAGCAUCUAGGAGUUUGUGUGUAUUUUUUCGCUAAUGCACUUUAUAUCAAUGUAGUUAUCAUCAUUUUGCAAUUUAAAGGUCUAACCUACAGUCUGAGAUGGCAUAUACUUGUUAUUGUUGUCGAGUGUUGUUUAUUGUUGUAAGUGCCUUGGAGAGACAUUAUGUUAUUGCUUUGUCAUGUAGUCAUGUAUUGCUUUGAUUCAGCAUUGAUUGUAUUUUGUCAUGAUUCCACAAGCAGUGUAGGCUAUAUGCACGGUCUCCCUAUCACACCUUAUUGUAGGUUAUUAUUAUGGGAUGACUACAGCAGUGUUAAUGUUUCUGUUUACAAUUCAAUCCCUUAACAUUCCAGUUGGUUCCAUUUGGCCCGCAGCAUUAAAAGGGAAAUUGACAGUGUUGUAUCAGGGCAUCAUAUCUCCCUCUUUCUAGCAGGGGCUCUGCAAUUUUUUACUGUCCUCAUCAUCCUUCAGUAUGCCCCCCUCCCCUCCCCUCCCCUCCCCCCUCCCCCUUACCGUGUUCUUCAUCAGCUUGGUGACGUAGGUUUAGUAGUCAUACACUCCCGUUGGCUAUUGAGCAAUGAUCACCAUGGUGACACCACAUUAAACAUGAGUUCCUGACACUCAGGUUGAGUAAAAGUGUGUGGAAAUGGAUGACCAGUUCUUUCCAUGUGGCAAAGAGCUCUCUUUCUCUCUCUGUCUGAAUGCAAAAUGUUACAUCAUCUGUUCAGUUUUCAAUGUGGACCAAUGUGGACCUAAGUGUUCCUAAGUGUUGGAGCAAUUUCUAUUUGCCAAGCAGUGGUUCAGCUCAUUCAAAAACAGAUCACUUAGAUCACUUUGGUACUUCCUUGUGAAACUACCACAGCAACUUCCUCUAAUCAAACACGCGACUGCUAAAACCAGCCCUGUAGACAGAUUUAAACUGCCCCCAUGUGGAGAUGUGUUGAAUAACAUCUGAACCUUGAAUAAAUAUUUG